CCUUGGUCUCAUUUUGCCGUACGCGAAGAAACGCACGCAAUGACGGGGAUAGUGGUGGCCACUGACGAGGAGCAGUUACUCUCCAGGAUUUCUAACCUCAUCGCCCGCGCCGCCGACGAUGCGAUCUCACGCGAUGAUCGGAUCUUUCGUUUCGGCGUAUCAGGCGGUUCGGUAGUACAAUUGCUAGCCAAGUCUCUGCCUAACAUUGCAACCGACUGGAGCAAAUGGCGCUUCUUUUUUUGCGAUGAACGAGUGGUGCCUUUGGAUGAUUCUGAGUCAAAUUUUGGCCUUUACAAAAGUUGUUUAAUCGGAAAAGUGCCCGUCACUGAGGAGCAAUUCAUGAAGGUCGACCCAGAACUCAACGCACCACCCAGUAGAAUUAGCCUCACUAUGCCAGUCAUUAAUAACGCUCGCAUGUGUGUGUUUAUUGUCACUGGUGCUAGCAAGGCUGAGAUCGUUAAAAGAAUCUUGAGAGAUAAGGAAGAUUUACCAGCUACCAGAGUGGAACCAGUUGAUGGUACUCUUUUUUGGCUGCUCGAUCAAGAAGCGGGCAGGCUACUCAACUCAGACUGAAAAAUGCGAGGUGGGAUUAAAUAAGACUAUUACUAUUCAAAAUUUACAUAGAUUUUAUGACAUUCCAUACUAUGAUUAUCUUGUAACUACUUUUUCUUUAAAUCUUUCUUCAGAUCUAUAUUUUAACGCAUUUUUUUUCAUUACAAUUUACUGUUAAAGUCGAUAAAAUAUUUGAGUAAGUGUUAUAUGCUCGUACCAAAGGUGCGAAAAAGACUCGUGAGAAAAUUGAAAAUUCAAUUUUCGACUGAUAUUGCUCAACAAUGUCGUUUAUAUAAAAAAUAAUGUGCAAACUUUGUUAUCAUGAACCAACUUGCAUAUUGUAAAAAGACUAUUUAAUAAGAAAGUAAUAAAAAUUUUGCAUCUUCAAGAAAAUAUAUGAUUUAAUAACAAGAAAACAAAAAUUAAAAGAAGUAAUUUAAUUUCCUUAAUCUUCACAGAGAAGAAAAUAUAUAAAAAAUAGAAUGUAAUUUAA
This is a messenger RNA of Trachymyrmex cornetzi, 1045 nucleotides long. It is a transcript of the gene Pgls, whose product is annotated as 6-phosphogluconolactonase. NCBI's taxonomy places the organism in Eukaryota, Metazoa, Arthropoda, Insecta, Hymenoptera, Formicidae. Bases 40 to 573 code for a protein of 177 amino acids. Gene Ontology annotation, biological process: carbohydrate metabolic process. The record is from RefSeq and is a predicted model, not a curated record. The transcript is spliced from 4 exons.